Messenger RNA from Athene cunicularia (burrowing owl), 6264 nucleotides. It is a transcript of the gene RCAN2, whose product is annotated as regulator of calcineurin 2. The transcript is spliced from 4 exons. Gene Ontology annotation, biological process: calcium-mediated signaling. The coding region runs from base 231 to 824 and encodes 197 amino acids. Gene Ontology annotation, cellular component: nucleus; cytoplasm. Gene Ontology annotation, molecular function: nucleic acid binding; calcium-dependent protein serine/threonine phosphatase regulator activity. NCBI's taxonomy places the organism in Eukaryota, Metazoa, Chordata, Aves, Strigiformes, Strigidae. The record is from RefSeq and is a predicted model, not a curated record.
CCUGCUCAGUUGGUGGGUGUACGAGGGGAAGGCAAGGAGCAACUCAGUUAAGUGCAAAGAGCUUGUGUCGGAAGCUUGCAGUUAUUGUCAGCAUUGAAACAGAAUUUUGGACUGUUCAAUUGAAAUACUGAAUUGAAGAUUGCUUUUUUUUUUUUUUUUUUUUUUUUUUUUUCCCCUUCCAAUCAUUUGUUACUCUGAGGUUGCCUAACUCUGUGUACAAAAGGGGGGGAAUGCCAGCCCGUAGCAUGGACUGUGAUGUCUCCACUCUGGUUGCCUGUGGGGUUGAUGUGGAGAUUUUUGCCAACCAAGAGGUUAAGGAAAAAUUUGAAGGCUUGUUCCGUGCUUAUGAUGACUGCGUGACAUUCCAGCUGUUUAAAAGCUUCAGGCGUGUGCGGAUAAAUUUUAGUAGUCCCAAAUCAGCUGCUCGUGCCAGAAUAGAGCUGCAUGAAACACAGUUCAGAGGGAAGAAGUUAAAGUUGUAUUUUGCACAGAUUCAGACCUCUGAGACAGAUGGAGACAAGCUUCAUUUGGCACCACCACAGCCUGCAAAACAGUUUCUCAUCUCGCCUCCAGCUUCCCCACCUGUAGGGUGGCAACCAAUAGAUGAUGCAACACCUGUCAUCAACUAUGACCUCCUUUAUGCAGUUUCUAAACUAGGACCAGGAGAAAAAUAUGAGCUGCACGCAGGAACAGAGUCCACUCCCAGUGUGGUAGUGCAUGUCUGUGACAGCGACAUGGAAGAAGAUGAGGACUCAAAGAAUUCUCCAAAGCCAAAAAUCAUUCAAACUCGACGCCCUGGUCUGCCACCUCCUGUAUCUAACUGAGCCUCUCCGGCACAAGCAGCACUUCUCUCCUCCAGCACAGCUCUUGGGUUUUGUUUGCUUUGUUUUGUUGAAAGGCAGCCAUUGCCUUUUGAGUACCAGAACAUUAAACUCAUUGAAAUCCCUCACAGUAAUCAAGCCUAUGUAAUAAAAGGGCUAGGAAAAAGAUCUUUGUAUACGUAACCAUAUCACACACCAACUAAUAGAUUUUUCUGGAAAGGACAAAACAAGGCUGAAGAAACAAGGGAGGGUUUCAGUCUGAGGAUGUUUUCAUAGCUAUAAUUUGCAUGCUGAAACACCAUUGCCAGAGAGAUUGUUCAGGAUGGGCAAUUAGGCUGAUAUCAGGCUUUUGAUAUUCAGACUCCCAGAAUUCUUUCUGCCUCCCUCCAUCAAGCAGCCUGCGCCUCUGACCUCCUCAGUUCCCCAGCAGACCUUAGUCAUUUCCCACUUUUUUUUUUUUUUUUAAGGAUGGUAUGUGUGUUAUUUUUUUUUAAAUCUACUAGCAGCUUGGUGGCUUUUUCAUCCAUCCCCUUGGAAUUUUCUGUAAGGAAUACUAUCUUUGCGACGUUUUUAAAAACAUUCUCUUCCACCAACAGCUAUAGACUACAGUGGCCCUUCAUGGUGGCAGGGAUGUGUGACAGAGCUCCCUGGGCUGAGGGGAGAGGCAGCAGCUUUCUGGAGGGUCUGGUGUCAGAAUAUCAAUAGGAUUGUCAUUUUAUCUUCCAUAAAGAUAUGAGUGGUACUUCUCUGUGAGUUGGAGAAAGAAAGAGAAGCUAACUGCUUAUUUAAAAUGGAAUUCGUUGCUCUCUGUCAUAGCUGUUAAGUUAUAGUAAUGAUACAGGCUGAACGCUUUCCUAGUGGUGUGUUGAAUAGCCCUGAAACUGUUAGUAAUUACUCGUACACCUCUACUAUUCAGACCUUUUCCCUCCCCACUUCCUGUGCUUUAAAGCCUUUUUUGAGCUGUAUGCAGUUUGGGUUUGUGGAGGUGAGGAGAGGUUAUUUGGGGUUCUUUUGUUGUUUUCUUUUUUUUUUCUCUUUUUUUUAGGCCAAAGAAAACAGGACCAUAAUUACACACUUGAAAUUAGACUGCAUGCAACUGAAUCCCCUUUUUUCACCCCGUCCUGCAUGUUUCUUUCACUUGCAAUGUAUAAUGGGUUACAAAAAUUGUUCUGUGUUUUCAUCAUGGCUGACAGCAGACAGAUACUGGAUUCCCUGUCUGGCAGAGCUUCCAUGAUGAUUUUUUUUUAUGAGUACUUGUCAUUUUGAGAACAUAUUUUCUAGACAUUUGAGCUCAGAUUUUGCAUAUAUUUAAGCAUGCGCUUAAUUUAUGCACAUGAGUAGUUCCACUGAAAUUCAUACUGCAGAAAACCGAGCAUAUGUGUAAGAUACGGUGGGAUUUUUGAGCUAAUUAGCUGCAGCUGUACUCCCAAAAAUGACUAUAAAGUGUCACAGUGAGAUUCCACGGUUUAAAAUCCUUUGCAAGUUAAAAUAAGUAAAUACAUCUUGGAAGCUCAUUCUGGGAUCUGAAAAGUCAGCUUAGGUUCUGUAAUCAAGAUUUUUUGUCAUAAAACCUAAUGAUCUGGUUUCUGAGGGAGGGUUCCAUUGUUAAAGAAGUGCAGCUCGGACCGGGCGUCCGGUGUUAGUCACUCCGCAGUUUGAACUCCGGGUUGCCCGAAGCAGAGUCUCAGGCAUGAAAUCAAAAUAAAUCAGCAGGGGAGGGACUCGAACCCACACUACUAUUGAGAGGGACUUAAACCCACUGAAAACCUUCUCUAAUACUGAGAGAAUCACAGAAUCAUAGAACAGCACGUUGGAAGGGACCUCAAGGAUCAUCUGCUCCAACCUUUCUUAGCAAAAGCUUGAGAGGGACUCAAACACUGCAGUAUCUUCACCAAAUCUGCUCAGGGAAUUUUAACACUCACCCUUCGAUGCCUCCCACUCCAAAGAUCCCUGGUGAACUCACCAAUGCUGGCAGUUGGAUGUUUGGAGGUGAGAGGUUCCAAAGGCGGCGGCCUCAGGUCCCAUCAGGGUCGCCAAACUGUUAAAGAAGUGCAGUUCGGUCCGGGCAUCCCAUAGUAGCUGCUCGGUAGUUUGAACCCUGGGUUUUCCAAAGCAGAAUUUCCAGCAUCGAAUCUCAUCAAAAUAGGUAAUUUAACUUAGCGGCACAGCAGCAGGAUCAGCUUGAGCUGGGUGCCUCCGGAGAGGGACUGAACACAGAAAUCCCUGGGCAGUUAUACCCCGACAAACCUCGCGCCCACCCUCCACGUGCCCUUUGGUCCAACAGCGACUCUGGCCUGAGACCUUCCAACUCCCUCCGGGAGUCCUUCGCUGUCUCCAGGCAGGCUGCCACCUUGUCUGGCUGCAGCUGCUGCUGAUGGUUGCACCCUCCUUAUCUUCUAGUUUGCGUGGGCCCUGGAGGCCUUGUCUUGCUUGUGUAGGCCCGAGUUCGGUACAAGUUCAGCAAAUCUAGGUGAAAGUUUACAGCUUGCAGCCUAAGGCUUCAGCAAAUCUAGCUACUCAUGCUAAGUAAGUGAACAGCAUACUAAAUCACACAACAUCACAAGUCUAAGCGAGUCAUCCUAUUUAAAACCUACUUAUUUAAGCUAAACAACUAGUAUUUCUUAACACCUUUCCACCCUAAUUAGCAGUGAGGCUACACGCUUCAGGUGCCCCUUGCUGGGGUAUUGGCUCUGCCAUACUUUGGGAAGAAAAGCAUGUUGCUUUGUCGGUGAAGAUGGGAGAUGCCCCUCUCAGCAUGCACAGUGAGGAUGUUCUGAAAAUGAGAACUUGCCAUUCUCAUUUAGUUCAUUCUCUGACCACCACAGCCCCCUAACAUUCCUGUUGAGAUGUAGUGCUUAGCAUAUAUCUAUAAUGUGAUACUUGUUACUGCAUUAUGGACAUCGCCGUGCAUGUGUUACACUAAUAGAAAUAACACAUUAAAUACAGCAAAGGCUGAACAAAAAAUGAGGCUUUAGCAUCCUCAUGAUAUCUGUGUAAAGUUGUCUUGAAGUAACUCUUUACAGGCUUCACUUCAGUUAUUUUUCAGUGGUGCAUUUAGAAUUGGUUUAAAUAAGUAAAUUGUCACUCACUGCCCUAGGACUAUAACCUGAUGUUCCUGUUGAAAACACCGUCAUAGGUCACCUACAAUAUUUCAGGAGUAACACCACUGUCUUUUUUGAGAACAUACAGAACGCUAAGGUCCAUGGAUUUUAGACCAGUAUAAACAGGAAGAGUAAGACUUAAAUGCAUAAGAUUUUUUGUUGAUAUAUGCUGUACAGAAGAAAUUACUGGCCACAUCCUCAGCUGAUGUAAGCGAUCAGAGAUCAUCUGCAGUCAAAGCUGAUACUCUGGAUUUUUUUACAUGCAAAAUUGUUGGAGGCCAAAUCUAGUCCUUGUAUCCAUGUACUCAAUCUUAGGGGAGACUUGGUUUUGAACUGUGGACUUUGGCCUCAAAUGAUCUAAAACUAGACUACAGAUUAAAGCAUUGGAUCUUAAAUGUUCUUUCCUCAAAAUGCAUUUUCAGACAGAUUUAAAAACAGGCCCCAUUCAAAUACUACUCUUUGUCUUUAUAAAACUAUAUAGUACUACAUGGGACACAACUUGUUGGUUAAAGCACAGAAAUAGAAACACAACUGCAAACCUGAAAACUCAAAUUAGCCCUCUGUAACUGUGGUCAAAGUUUAUAUACCACCUUUAUAUGAUAAAAUAACGGUCAUCUAGAAAAAUGUUUCCGGUAUUAUGGAAUAAUGUCCCAAUCAUAAAAGUAACAGCAUUUGUGAGCCUAAAGAGAACCUGUAUUUUGCUAAAGGCUGGUUCUUGGCAGGGAAGAAAGGCUUCUUUCAAAAACUGCUUACCAUCUGGAAGAGUAACUCCUAUUUAAUUCGGUAAUUCACAGGCAGAGCCCCUACUUACUUCAGUGGGAAUUUUCUUUUGUGUAGCAUAUAUGAGCUCAGUCCCUCUGACUUGCUCUUUUCACAGGGUGACUGCAGUGCUGAAGUAGAUUCUCUCGUGUCGUAAUACGAUAAAUAAGAAUGAAAUCUGUGUUACACUACUGUAACAGUGUACAUAGACAAAACCCUUUUAAUUUCCUUUCCAAAGCAGGAGCCUGUGCGAGCAGCCGGCAGCGAUGCCCUGGGCUCCUCUGUUGGGUGGACGUUGCUCUUGCUGCUGCUUGGAAAUUCAAGAAGGAAAUCAGGGGAGUACAGUUGCUCUUUCUGUUGCCUGCUGCCUGCUUGUCCUUUCUGACCUCUUCAGAUAUGAAAUAAAAAUUUUAAUGACUUCCUAAAUACAGUUAAAAGCAUGAAAACAUUUACAAUGCACAGAGAAAGGGUAUUUUGGAAUCUGCUCUUUUGGAACAAAAGAAUAAAGAGUUUCUGUGGCCUUGAUUUCUGUAGUUAAGACAAGGUAGUACAACCUCCCUCUCCCUAACAUACAUACACACUCAAGUACACUUUUGUUUUCGGCAAGAAAACAUGGUGAGAGCUUCCCUUCCUCAGCCAUAACAAGACUUACCGACAUAGUUAUUGUAAAGUACUUUAUAUUAUAAAAAUGUGCCCCGUGGAUAAAUUGUUUAACAUUUAUUUGAUCCUAAAUCGGGUGGGAGAGUUGGGUUGGUUUUAUUUUGGUCUUUUUCCCCCCUCCCUCCCAUUCAGCAACAGCAAAAAAGCUUUCUGCAAAAAAGAAACUGUUCUUUGUACAGAGUAACAGACUGAACCAUCUUGCAAGACUUGAUUACAGUGGUAUGUCUGAGCACUGUGACAGAUUAUGUUAGCAUUUCCAUUAUAUUGUACAUACUUUUGAAAUAUUCUGUCAUAUUUUAUAGGAGUAUUGAAAAGCUAUUGGCUAAUUAAUCACUUUUACACUUGUAUAAUUCAGAGCUUAGUUUAAAAAAUAAAUAUGGCAAACAGUAUUUUUGUGUUCUGCUUGUGUUGGCAUUUUGAAAAGCAACAUUUAAAGAGUUAAACUGUAUUAAUAAACUGACUAGUGUGGUAUAUACCACUGCUCUCUUAACUGGUAGAACUGAAAAUGCUUAAAUAUGUGACAGGCCAAACUCUGUUUCAGUAGAAAUUAGGGGAGAAGAACAGCCUUCCUAUUGGCAGGGUACCCAUGUUCCAUUUUAAACUGCUGCAGUUUCACAGUCAUGUGAACGUGCACUGGUUUGCUGUGGAUUUGGCUCCAUGUGUGUGAAAAUGAAUACAGUGCAAUCCCUGGUGAGCAAAAGCACAUCCCUGAGAGCCGAUGGGGUUCUUACAGUGCUUCUAUAUUGGGUAAAUACAGUGGGCAUGAGUGCUGGAAUAAGGAACAUGGCAUCCAGCUGCCAUCCAGCCUGGGGAAGAAGUUCUGUUAAUGUUAAUUAUUACAGACACUGAAACUAAUUGUUUGUAGUCUCAUGCGUCAGUUUGUACUGGAUCUUGCAAAUUGGAAACCAGGAGGAGUUUGCUGA